AUGUGGCUGGAAAAGUUGGUGCUGGUGUACUUGCUCACACUUUUCAACUCGCUGGAUGGAUACUUUCUGGAUAAUCAUCACUUGCAGAACAAUGGACGCCAUCGGAGGAAAGACUCCAACGAGGCGAAGGCUGCGCACAGAAACUCAUUAGGUCCAUUACAAAGUCAAUUUAUAACUAAGAACAACACUAGGGUAAUUAGUCAACGAGGAGGCCUAGCGGUGCUGCCGUGCAGCGUCACCAUGACAACACCAGCCACUGUGUCCUGGUUUCGCCGGAAAGACUACCAGCUGCUGACGGUCGGCCUGUCGACGUACAGCAGCGACGAUCGGUUUCUGGUGGAGCAUACGCGGCACCUCGGCAACUGGGCGCUGCGGAUAAAGAACGCCCGCAAGGAGGACGAAGGACUGUACGAGUGCCAAAUUUCCACCCAUCCACCCCAGUCGAUAUUUCUCGAGCUUAGGAUCGUAGAGGCGGUAGCAGAAAUUCUCGAAGCGCCCGAUUUGCAUAUAGACGAAGGAUCAACACUGCGACUGGAAUGCAAACUGAAACGUGCCACCGAAAGUCCGCUUUAUGUCUUUUGGUACCACGAAGAUCGGAUGGUGAACUACGACCAGGAGGAUGGUGUGUCCGUGUCGAACAAUAAGCUGUCCUCCAGCAUCCUGACGGUGCGGAACGCGACGGCCCGGCACGGCGGUAACUACACCUGCGCCCCGGCCAACGCCCGCCAGUCGAGCGUUUACGUGCACGUGUUGAAAGGCGAAAAGCCGGCCGCAAUGCAACACCCGAACAAAAACCCGACGGCCACAUCCGGCGCCAGUGCGGCAGUGUCACUUACCGCAUCCCGCUUCAGCUGUCUCCGGCCGGCCGACCUGAUCUGCCUCGGAGGAUUUCUUCCGGCAACGGCCAGCCUCAUCGUGACGCUGGUCCGCUGGCUCUUCACGUCCACGCCGGGCAUCCGCUCGUCCCACACCGAGCAGGAACGGGAACGGCAGCGACGAUGGCGGCGAAGGGACGCACCGAGGAGUCCGCUGCGGCCACCCGGCUCGGCCCGGACCACCCUGCUCUGUAUACUAAUUGCUCCCUUGCUCUCCGUUAAGACUAUCUUCAGCAAAAGUAUUAAAUUGUUCGAUGCGGUUUAA
This is a messenger RNA of Anopheles coustani, 1140 nucleotides long. RefSeq lists its product as uncharacterized. The record is from RefSeq and is a predicted model, not a curated record. Bases 1 to 1140 code for a protein of 379 amino acids. The transcript is spliced from 6 exons. Lineage: Eukaryota; Metazoa; Arthropoda; Insecta; Diptera; Culicidae. Gene Ontology annotation, cellular component: neuron projection membrane. Gene Ontology annotation, biological process: synapse organization.